CUCCUUUAUUUCCUCCCCCAAUUCACUUCCACCCUUGCCCGCCGUCAACCCCCCCCCCCCAAACGGCCUUCUCUUCUUCCUUUCCCUCUCGCUCUCCCCAAACCGGUAUCUAGUGAGGGGUCGAGUCAAUCCGCUAGGGAGAAAGAGAGAGAGAGAGAGAGUGUGUGUGUGAAAGGGUGAGACAGAAAGGCCAUUCCACCCAAGGGACGGAUAUUCUACUGUUAGUGUUCCGACUGCACCCAGGGAGCCAAGCCAGAUUUCAGGCUUGUACCGCACGGUCACCUACACCCCCCAUCCAAGACGUACGAAUCGCAGACGGCCGCCACACCUCCCAUUGAUAACCUCGCGCUUCAUCCCUCCCCACGACGCUUUCAUCGACACCCACGACACCCACAACACCCACGGCACGCACGACACGCACGACCGGCGUCCGGCGGCUGGUGUCCCGUACCCACCUCGUCCACACGUUGCACACAUACAUAGAAUCAUGUCAAACGGCCCACCCCAGUCCAUGUCUGCUCUACACACUCCCCAACGGCAGAACAAGGUCGAUGGGAGCCACGACCCAGUUGCCUCAGACACAACCACCCUCCACAAUGCUGCUGCAGCAGACUUCGACGAAAUCUCCCUCCCCUAUCUUGCAAAUCCUCAGAUCCAGUUCCAGGCACACACGAUAGCUCCCUCGCCGCCCCUGUCAGAAUCUUCCUUUCAACAACUCGAACCUCCCUCAACUGCCGCCGCCGCCGCCGCCGCCGCCGCCCAGAGAUCCGACCCGAGUCCGCUUGCUGAGUCCAACUCACUUCGAAUACAGACCUCCGACUUCCACUCGACUCUACCGACACGCUCCGACACUCACACCAACGCCACCCUCUCUACCCCUCGUCGUCCGAGUACCGGCCUUCAACAUCAGACCUCGUCUUCGAGUCUGAAGCCCAUAUCUCGAACCCCGAGUUUCAAGGCCGCCAUUGUCAACAGCCUGGGGCCUGGCUCAGCCACGAGCUCGUGCAUGCCCAGCCCCAUCCUGUCUGCCAUGAGCGACGUCACCCCGCUGCCCUCACCCUUAAUGUCAGGAGACUCGCCCGGCCCUUGGAAGCGUCUCGGCGUGCGACCGCCCUCGAGGGACCAGAUGCCCAACCCGACCCCCGACUCCGUGCUCGUCUCGGCCACCGGCGAAUCAAUAGCAGCAGCCCUGGCCAACGCCUCGAAGCGCAAGGUCUACGCCGGUCUGGUGGCCGAUGGCGCCGACGGCUCUGGCGCAAAGGGCCCCGCCAGCGGCAAAGCCGAACAUGCGCGGAACCGUAGCAUCAGCGAGUACAUCCCCGACCCGAACUAUGUCCCUAAGCGGCAAAUUACAGUAUCCGGCUCCCAUACCAAGCCAGCCAACGGCCCUGAUUCCGGUAACGAGCCCCACAUGCGCCGCGAGCUGAAUCUUGCCGAGUCAAGGGGUUUGACCCCGGCCAUUGCCCAGCCUCCAACACCCCCGCCGAGCGAGUCCUCCAGAGACUCGACCGACACGACCGCCGGCAACCCCAAGACGGCGAUCCCCGAAUACUUUGAAGCCUACGAUCGCACCGACAGAAAGAGGAGAAGAUGGAGGGCCGUCAAGACUCUAGGCCAGGGAACCUUCAGUCGUGUGAUGCUGGCUACCAGCCAGGUAGACGACGAUGGUGACUCGUUACGGGCUGACAGCCUGACGCCGAUAUCGCAAAUGUCACAGUCCUUCAGAAAGACUCUCGUCGCAGUAAAGGUCUGCGAGCAUGGCCCGCGAGGAGGCGCGAGCGAGGACAGAAUCGAAAUGUCACUCAAGCGCGAACUCGAAAUCAUGCAGAGCAUCAGCCACCCUUCGCUGGUUCAUCUGAAGGCUUGGAACAUCGAGCCGAGCCGUGCCAUCCUGGUACUCAGCCACUGUCCGGGUGGCGACCUCUUCGACGUGGCUACCGGCCACCGCCAGCUCCUCGGGCCGGCCCUGCUGAGACGAAUGUUUGCUGAGCUGGUGGGCGCUGUGAGGUACCUGCAUGAUCGCAGGAUCGUCCAUAGGGACAUAAAGCUUGAGAAUGUGCUCGUCAACUUGACGGCACCCGAGCUGGCGGAUCCUGCGACUGACUGGACGACGUACCCGCACUCGGUCAUCACACUGACCGACCUAGGUCUCUCUCGCCGCAUUGCGGACGACGAAAAGCUUGAGACACGAUGCGGCUCCGAGGAUUAUGCUGCGCCUGAGGUCAUCAUGGGCUUGCCUUACGACGGCCGUGCCACUGAUGCUUGGUCUCUCGGCGUCUUGCUCUAUGCGCUUCUCGAGGCCCGCUUGCCGUUUGACCCCUAUCCCAACACAAUGGACGGCCACCGGAUGCGCAGCCGUACCAGCCACCGCAUCGCACGCGCGGAAUGGCGCUGGAUCGAAUUUGCAGGAGAGGACGGCGAUCACGAAGGCAACGAAGCUAAGUUCAAAGAGCGUGGUUUGCUGGGCGCCAUGGAGAUUACCGAGGGUCUUUUGCAGCGCGCCAGGAGUCGGUGGACUCUGGAGAAGGUGGCCGAGCACGAAUGGGUCAAGGGGGCGAUCCAAGCCGAGGGUGGUCUGCGUUUUCGUGAAGAGGUUGAGGGCGCAGAGGUAUGAUGACAUUGGAGACAUUUCACUCCUUGAUACCCCUGGGCAAACAACGGGAACAGGAUAGGGUUUCUGGUAUGGAAAGGGUCGGUUCUGGUUGUACGAGUAGCGGGACGAACGGUAGGCGGGCAUACGCGACGACAACAAGCCUGCAUUCACACCACGUGCUCUUUUGUUGGUGGCAUUGCUUGUCCCCUUUUUGUUCUUUUUUCUUUUCGUUUUUUAUUCAGUUUCUUUUACCAUGUUCAAAGCGAGGCAACCCAGCUCGCAAGUACAGUUCGGAUGGAGCCUUUACUUCCAGUGUCUUGGGGAACACCAACAAUUCCCUUUAUUCUCUUUUUAUCAUCUUUUUUCUCCUUCUAGCACCUUUCUAGAUUCGAGGCCAUGACCCAAGAAAAAAAAACAUGUUAGAGUUGGGAAGAACUAUGUUUGGGGCCAGCGACGGUGUUUGCACUAUAUAUACAUCCAUAUACAUAUAUAUCAGGCGAAGAAACCUCUUUUUGCUUUGCUUC
Molecule: messenger RNA, 3117 nt
Organism: Colletotrichum destructivum
Lineage: Eukaryota; Fungi; Ascomycota; Sordariomycetes; Glomerellales; Glomerellaceae
Product: Putative serine/threonine-protein kinase, active
Exons: 3
Coding region: 488-2614 (708 amino acids)
Biological process (GO): intracellular signal transduction; protein phosphorylation
Cellular component (GO): cytoplasm
Molecular function (GO): protein serine/threonine kinase activity; ATP binding
Source: RefSeq, a predicted model, not a curated record